Messenger RNA from Cercocebus atys (sooty mangabey), 1134 nucleotides. RefSeq names its product guanine nucleotide binding protein (G protein), gamma 5 (gene GNG5). The coding region runs from base 685 to 891 and encodes 68 amino acids. Gene Ontology annotation, biological process: G protein-coupled receptor signaling pathway. Gene Ontology annotation, cellular component: heterotrimeric G-protein complex. The record is from RefSeq and is a predicted model, not a curated record. The transcript has a single exon. Lineage: Eukaryota; Metazoa; Chordata; Mammalia; Primates; Cercopithecidae. Gene Ontology annotation, molecular function: G-protein beta-subunit binding.
UACCCCAAAAACUACUGAAAUAAAUAAAAAAAAAACCGCACAAAAUAAAAAUUACCCAGUCUGUGGUAUUCUGUUAGAGCAACCCAAGAGACCAAGUCACUCAGAUAAUGAAUUAGUUAGCUACGCCUGUGAAAUAUUUCAGGUAACUUAACAUACCUUAGUUGUGGAAGAUAAGAAAUUCAGUAACUUUAAAUGGAAUCUGAAACCAUUCUUCCUAUAAAGUUAAUUUCAAAAGCACUGCAGCCUCUUAAAAAUAAUAUUCUCUCCAAGAACAGAAAGGCAUUUUUUUUUUUUUUGAGAUAGUCUCACCCUGUCGCCCCACACAUUAUACGUUAUAUAAGUGGGACAUUCAGGUUGUAAAAUGAUACUCAAUAGCUACCUGCCAAUCUUGAAUACUCCUGCAAAAACAAAUGCUGCUGCACCAAGAUGUUCUUCAGUUGAGUUGUUCAUACCUGAGUUUACUAGGAAUACCUUGCUAUUACCAGGGAACUUAGGCACAGAUGAUCUCAAAGCAGACAGGAGACAGAAGUCACACAAAUCACACUGAAAGGCAGAAGCACAUGCUAUACUGUCAGAGUUGUCCUUCUUAAAGGAACGACCGGCUCAGUUGUCUGGCCCCGCCGACCCACGACCCACGACCCACGACCCACCGACCCACGAAUCAGCCCGGCCGUCGUGUGCACCAUGUCUGGCUCCUCCAGUGUCGCCGCUAUGAAGAAAGUGGUUCAACAGCUCCAGCUGGAGGCCGGGCUCAACUGCGUAAAAGUUUCCCAGGCAGCUGCAGACUUGAAACAAUUCUGUCUGCAGAAUGCUCAACAUGACCCUUUGCUGACUGGAGCAUCUUCAAGUACAAAUCCCUUCAGACUCCAGAAAGUCUGUUCCUUUUUGUAGUAAAAUGAAUCUUUCAAAGGUUUCCCAAACCACUCCUUAUGAUCCAGUGAAUAUUCAAGAGAGCUACAUUUGAAGCCUGUGCAAAAGCUUAUCCCUGUAACACAUGUGCCAUAAUAUACAAACUUCUACUUUUGUCACUCCUUAACAUCUACCUCUCUGAAUUUUCAUGAAUUUCUAUUUCACAAGGGUAACUGCUUUAUAUACACUGGCAGCAGCAUACAAUAAAACUUAGUAUGAAAAAAA